Exophiala mesophila is the source of this 1377-nucleotide messenger RNA. RefSeq lists its product as uncharacterized. NCBI's taxonomy places the organism in Eukaryota, Fungi, Ascomycota, Eurotiomycetes, Chaetothyriales, Herpotrichiellaceae. Gene Ontology annotation, molecular function: flavin adenine dinucleotide binding; electron transfer activity. Gene Ontology annotation, cellular component: mitochondrion. The transcript is spliced from 2 exons. The record is from RefSeq and is a predicted model, not a curated record. The coding region runs from base 154 to 1203 and encodes 349 amino acids.
CGGACUAUGGAGAUUUCAUGGCGAUAAUUCUACAACACUUACUGCCAACCCGGCCCGCGUGAGAGAUCUACGCCUUCUCUGACUUUGUCGUCGUUGUGUUUUUGAUAGCCUUCCACUGUUGUGGUUCUCGACGCCGUCUAUACCCCCCUCGUCAUGUCCUUCCUACUCAAGCAAUCGGCUUUGCAAGCCGUGCGUGCUUCAGCUGCACCAGCUCCCCUCCUCGCCAGAUCCCAGUCCAUCUCUCUCGCUCGAUUACUAUCCACACUUGCCAUCCUCGAACAAAGGGAUGGACAGCUCAACACAGGCUCUUUGGGUGCUGUCACAGCCGGUCAGAAGCUAGGAGGCUCGGUGCACGGGUUCGUGGCUGGAAAGGGCGCCAAAUCCAUUGCAUCAGAAGUUGCAAAGGUCAAGGGCUUGGAAAAGGUGGUCGCAGUCGACAGUGAUGCAUAUGAUCGAGGCCUCGCCGAAAACUGGGCCCCAUUACUGGUUGAAAACAUUAAGAAAGGCGGCUACACACAUGUCAUUGCUGCACACUCAGCGUUUGGCAAGAGUUUGUUGCCCCGCGUGGCCGCGUUGUUGGAUGUGCAACAAAUUUCCGACGUCAUGUCGAUUGAGGGUGAAGAUACAUUCGUGCGACCUAUUUACGCCGGCAAUGCAAUCUUGACGGUCCAAAGUACCGACUCAGUCAAACUACUUACUGUCCGACAAACCUCGUUCCCUCCAGCGGAGACAGAGGGUGGUUCUGCUAGUGUGGAAGAAGGCGUCGAUCCCAAGGUGGAAUCUCCAACCGAAUGGGUUUCGGAGCAUCUGGCCAAGUCUGACAGGCCCGAACUUGCAUCAGCCUCCAGGGUCGUGUCAGGUGGACGAGGCCUGAAGUCUAAGGAAGAAUUUGACCGAUUGAUCACACCGUUGGCGGACGCUCUGGGAGCUGCCAUUGGUGCUUCGAGAGCUGCAGUCGACAGUGGAUUUGCCGACAAUAGUCUGCAGGUGGGCCAGACCGGGAAGAACGUUGCACCUCAGCUCUACUUGGCAGCAGGUAUUUCUGGAGCGAUCCAGCAUUUGGCUGGUAUGAAGGAUAGCAAGGUCAUUGCCGCCAUUAACAAGGAUGCCGACGCUCCUAUUUUCCAAGUCGCUGAUGUUGGCUUGGUUGGUGAUCUAUUUGAAAAGGUGCCAGAGUUGACCGAAAAGUUGAAAUCAGCAUGAGCCAAAUUCAAACAGGGAAAAGGUACCAAUUGGAAUGGCAAUGUAAAUCAAGGAUAGAUUGGAACACAUGAAUCAUACGAGUUCAAGGAGUAGUAAAAGCAUGUGCAGGGAGGCAGGUAGCAAUACUACUUGUGAUUUAUGCCGGCAAUGGCACAGCUCGCUUGUUGGCUAAAC